Molecule: messenger RNA, 1836 nt
Organism: Bradysia coprophila
Lineage: Eukaryota; Metazoa; Arthropoda; Insecta; Diptera; Sciaridae
Source: RefSeq, a predicted model, not a curated record
CCUCUUUAUGUAUAUCAGUUUGAGAGAUCGUAAGCUAAUUAGUUCUCUUAUUAAUCGUAAGCCUAUGUGUGUAUUAAUAAGUCAUGUCCAUUAUGAUAAUCUGUUUGCUGUUCAGAUGCGAUGAGCAUUAUUUAGUAAUUCAGUACGAAUGUGUGCGAUAUGUUGGUGCCGCAUUUAAUACAACGAACUGAUUGAAUUUAUUGAACGAAAUUGAGAUUAAGUGCUGUAUUAACAUAAACAAAUAUCCAAUAGAAUGGGCAUGUGAGAUGCUAACGUUUUAGAGGAAAACGAAAGUUUGAAGAGAUCGUGCAAGAAUUUCGUACGAACAAAAGCAUAUUCGGCAUGACAGAGACAGUAAAAGGUGCAAACAAUAUAUCCACAUCUUUAGAUGAUGACCGUCCAGAAAAUCCAUCUCCACCUCCAACCGUCGGACAACGAAUUAUUCGACUACCGCGUCUACUAAUCAAAAUCCUGUUUCCGUCGACAAUUUUUGCCAGUUUCUUCGUUUCAUCAAUCAUUCCGUCAAUGGCAAACAGUUUAAUUCCCAUGUUUUUCGCCGGAAACAUUGCAGCAGCUGAAUCUCUCGCCGUUACGUCUCAAUUCAUGUUUAUCAACAUUGUGCUGAAAGUGAUACACGAAGGAGUGGGCAACAGUCUGUUUCACUUUGUCGGUGCUCACUACGAACGUAAUAAACCAUUGGCGAUAUCAGCGUUUAAUUUGUCGCUACUUGUUUUGCUUAUCGCUGGAAUGACACUCACUGUGAUGAUACUGUUGUUCACUCCGCAAUUCGUGAAACUGAUCGAUACGCCCGCAUCAAUAUCCGAUGCCACAAAGCAUUACUUUUACACUAGUGCGCUCAGUUUUAUUCCAGCACUUUUUACCACUGCUUUUACUAACUAUCUCUUCAUUUCUACAAGUAAGUGGCUAGCCCUCGCGCAAGUUGUUAUCGUUUUAGUCUCAUUUUCAAUCAACUUUUUCACAUUCGGACGGCAAUCGAUUUCACUUCAUUGGAGUGUUGAUAAACUUGGUAUUUAUAAUGUCGUACAAAGUACCGCAACAAUGCUGGUGAGCGUCGGCUUUGUUCUAUUGACGGAGAAGAUGGGACCGAUUGCCUUUUUCAUGAAAACAUCGUUCAUAAAAGAUUUGAAAACGAAUUUUAGAGAAUUCUUCAGCGUUUCGUGGGGCAAUUUUGCCGAUUCGAUCGUAAGGAAUUUCUUUUAUUUUUUCGUCACCCUCAAAUUCAUCAACCAUUUGGGCAAAGAUAUAUCAGGCGCCUGGAAUCUCUUCAACAGUAUCAUUUGGGGAAUCAUUUUACUACCAGCAUUCGCAGUGGCAAACCUUAUCCGAGUGCAAAUCGGUCAUCAAUGUUCGAAAUCAACGAUUAAGGAAGUGAUAAGGGAAAGCGGAAUCUGUCUGCUGGCUUGGAUGAUCGUUAUGAUCAUAGUGACGGGAACUGUAUGGUCAACUUUGGCAUCAUUUUUUAGCAAAUCUAAUCAGAAAAUUGCUUUGAUCUCGGAAAAUAUGUUACACGACAUGGGUUGGGUGUUUGUCAUAUUUGCAUACAAUAAUGCUGUGAAUAGCUUCUUCAUGGCUACAGGCAAAGCUCAGUACAUUUUCUAUCAAAGCUUGGCUGCAAAUUUAAUUGUCUAUUUGCUGCCGUGGAUUCUGAACCUUUUUGAUAUUCUAACGCCGACCUACUGGCUGAUAAUGGGUUUGUAUAUCGCUGGAAUGUUAAUAAGUUGUUGUUUAACGAGUUAUUUUGGUGUAAUUGUCUGGAAACUCUAUUCGGAUGAUCAGUUAAAAGAAGAGAAUAAAAUUGUAAAAAACCCUUGAUAA